CCCAACUCAACCACAUCAUCAUCAUCAUCAUCAUCAUCUCGCGCUGGUAGCGUCCUGGCCUGCCCAUCAUGGCAGUGCCGAGUCAUCAUUCGGACUCAGAUGCUCCGGACGCUGGCAGAGCCAGGAUCUUCUGGCAUCCGACUGCAGAUCGUUCCUUGGCCAUCCACCUGCCACUGCGCCUUCCUGAUCGCCCAAAGUACGUCUCGUCCAUCCGUCGUCAUGGCGGCAAAGUCGCAGAUCGAUUCGCCAAGGCAGACAUCGUCGUCAUCGAUACCGAGACGGCAUCCAUGUCAGAUCAGGCACGAGAGCUCUUUCGCUCUGUCCACAAUCUACCCACACCUCUGCCCUGCGUGGGACCAAAUUGGGUCACAGACUCGGUCAAGGCCUCCCUCGUGCAGAACACAAGCAACCCAGCCUACUCACCGAUCACGCAGCUCGACGAAAUGGAGCAACGCAUCAAGCGACAGCGCGAAGCUCAAGAACUCUCGGACCGUCGCAUGGCGCAGCUGAUGCGUACCGAGGCAUCCAAGAAUCCUUCUCUGGGAGUCAUGUACCAACCCGUCAACCGACCGGGCAAACAACCCUACACCGUCGUGGAUCGCUACAAUGCCCUCGAGGAGCUCAUGAUCACGCCGCACGCAUUUGGUGGGCGUAAGAUCGCCGAGGUGCUCACGGCUAAGCAUGGCAGACAUACUCCCGGUUCCUGGGUCUCGUGGCUCCGUGACAACAUGGCGAGAGGUGUCAACCUGAUGGCCAAGUUGGACGAGUAUAAGCAGACGGGCGUCAAUCCUAUCAAACUGCCGGCGAGGCUCAAGAUUGGAGAGAAUCAAUACGUCGGAGAGGCGUUCAACAUCCCAGAGGGAGAACCAUCCACGUCAGGAGCAGCUGCAUCGCCUUCGUCGAGGAAGGUCGCGCCGCGCGCUCAGCACGACGACGCAGACGGCUUUGAAGGCGAGGACGAGGAUGAUCCGAUCGUCUCGAGCUCAGGCGCACCUGCGGGAGGCACGGCUCGUCGCGUACAGCCACCAACGCACCCGCCAACCAAUAGGAGCGUGCUAGGCUACCGUCCGCAUGGCAUCGUCGACCGGGUAGACGAGAUGGUGGAAGAGAGGCGGGCAGCAGUACAGGAGGAAGCGAUGCGUCGCGCCGCCGGCGUGCGGGAAGAGAGCAGGCCCGUGGACGGCUGGCCAGACGGGGUGGGCGCCUCCACGGCGACAAAGAUCUCGCAGGAGCUCAAGGACCAUCUGAUCGAUCUUCUCAUGGACGACAUCGAGACCAUCAUCGAUGGCUUCUAUAACGAGGCGCCUGUCCUCGCCAAACACAAGCAUCUCCGCUUUAUCAAGCACCUCUCCGUUAAGGGCGAGCCGCCGACGGGCAUGGACGACCAGAAGAAGCUCCUCGAGGUCUGUACGUACGUACACGAGCAGGAAGAGGGAUCCAUGCGCACCGCUGAAAAGCUAGAGCCUGACGCGAGCGAGGAGAGGCAGAAGCUCCUCGCGGAGCAUAUCGCCAAGAAUCUGUGGGCGUACAUGGAGGCAGCACUUGUGCGCCUUGUGCUCGGGGAGUACGCGGAUGGAGAGAACGAGGACGAGCCAGCAGUGGGAGGUGAGCAAGAGGACGGCAUUAUCGUGGGCGGGGAGCAGAACGGUAUCGGCGACCUCGCAGCAGUUCCGACUGCAGAGACGUCGGUGGUCUCGCUGCCCGCAGGUGCGAUACCGGCCGAGGUUCAGGGAAUGCUCGACGACGCCCUCGCUGCAUUUGAGCAGGACAUGUCCGACGAUGAAGACGAGGAGGCCGCCGAGGAGCAAGACGAGAUCGUGUCCGACAACGAGGCGGAAGCCGUUCAAGGAGAGGAGGAUGACUCAGCCGACGUUGAAGCGGCCCUCGGUGCAGAUGCGGAUCAGCGCGCGCAGCAUCACUCGGCCAAGGCCGCGAUGAAGGAACGAAUGGAGGAGGGGGAGAGCUUGCAAGAGCAAGGAUACGAUCGCGCUUCACCCAGCGAAGAGGUGCAGUCGCAUGUGCAACAGAGGGAGAAAAGGAGCAGCGGUGGCGCGGGGGUAGCCAAGACGGUGCCCGGCUCGCGUACGCUCGCGGUCGAGUCUACGCCACCUCCGCAGGCCAGCUCACAUAGGGAGACGCAACACACCCGACGCUCUUCGCAGCAGCAGCGGCAAGAGCAGCAGCAACCUCAACGCGAAGCAUCACCACCUCCCAUUCAUUCCCCGCCUCCAAUCGACGAGCCGCCAGCCGACUUCCCAAUUGACGACGAGCAGAGGCAAGAGCAGGAAGCAGUAGCAGCAGCAGCAGCAGUCCCGCCCAUCGAACCUCAAGCACAGCCCACGCAGCCUUCACCACGUCGCUCUCAAACGGAAGUCACCAUGUCCAAGGCACAGCUGUCUCACGCCUUCAUGAAGAAAAAAUUCGGCGAUAAGGUCACGCUCAAAGAAUUGAAGGAUGAGGCUGCUGCGCGGGAGCAGGAGGAGCAGGAGGAGGCGAAUGAAGAGCCCAGCGCCAGCGCCAGCGCCAGCGCCAGCGCCAGCAGGAGCAAUGUCGUUGGGGUUCCCCCAUCACGACCGGUGGCUAGCACACCGCCUCCUCGUAAGCGCACUAAGACGCCCAACGCCAUGGAUGGUAGUAUGGGUGGAGGGGCAGAGAUGCCCGCCCUCCCUGCCGUCGCCGCUCCCGCUUCGACGAAACGCAACACGCCGCACGCGCAAGCUGCUCGUACCUCAGCCGCAAACGCAGCCGCUGCGGGCACACCGCGCAUCCCCAGCCACCAGAAUAUCGCAUUCCACGACUUUUCCCGCGACGAAGACGACCAUCUCGUGGAUCCGCUGGAAAAUGGUGACCAGGCUCCCCCGGAGGACGACGACUUCGAAGCGCAAGCUUUGGCACGUGCAGAAGAGGAGGAUGAGCGACAAGCGCGCCUGGUGGAGCGUCACAGGGAGAAGGAGAGGCAGCGUGGAUAUGACCUUGGCGAGGAGGGAGAGGAAGAGGAAAGGUACGAAGAGGAAGAAGAUGAGAUGCAGGAGAUAGAAGCACGACAAGCCAUCCGUCGUCGUCCCCACUCUGGCACGUCGAGACUCCCCACCGGGCCUGCGCCCGCACACGACCUCGGCGGUGCAAUGGCAAUGCGUCGCACGCCGCGGGGGCAAAGCCACCUCCCUCCCUCUGCACGUCAUCCCAGCCGGGAAGGCUCGACCAACAUCAUUGUCCCAUCAUCUUCGCGCCAGGCUGGUCGCACUGGCAGUGGCAGCGGUGGAGGUGCGACUGGGAUGCGUCGCGUCUCGUCUGGUGGUAGCCGGAGUGGCCACGAAGCCUUGCCCGUAUCGGUUCAGAGGAGGGCGAGCGCCUCACGCUCGGCGUAUGGGGAUGAGCUGCAACGAAGUGCGGGGAGGGAACGCUCCUACCCUCCUUCUCACCUCGGCGCCGUUGGUGGCGACACAUCACGCUCCCGCACCGGGAUCGAUCGGGACCGGGACCGGGACCGCUCCUCGCGUUCAUCUCGCCCGCCUCAUCGCCCGGACGCUUCCACUUCAACGUCGCACAAUCCCAACACCACCUCGGUGGACCUCCAACUAGCCAAAGCGCGCUACACUACCUCCCUUCUCCUCUUAGCAAAAGACUUCGGAUUCGCCCACACCCACCAACUCCAGCCUUUCCUCGCUCCCUUUGCCGGCGAACUUAAACGCGCCCGUGCUAAGCUGGAAAGACACUUUGUUGGGCUGGCCAGCGAGUAUGGCGUGGACCGGAUGACUGUUGUGGAUUUUGUGAGAGAGGCGGGGGGCAAUUUGAGGGAGGCGGAGCGAUUUUUGGGGGUCUUGGAGAGGAGUGUCGUUAGGAGGAAGGGCGGUGGGGUUGGUCUUGGGGUUGGCGAGGGGGCGAGUGAGAGCAGUGGGGAGGGCGAGGAGGUGGUGGGUGGUAGCGUGCUUGCGCCGCUGAUGGAGCGGGGAAGUGGGUGGGAGGACGAGGAGGGGCAGGAAGCAGAGGACGAGGAGGACGAUCUUUACGAGCAGCCAGCUCCUCCACAGCGUCGUCGCAGUGCUGGCGGGGUUUCACGCACAUCGCUCCCCUCUGCGACUGCUCGCGCGUCAGCGUCGUCGUCCUCCUCCAGGCUGGCAGCCGCAUCAGCGGCAGCCCCGCUAAAGCGUCCUCGCACCAGUUUGGCGCGGGACGAGCGGGACGUCUAUGAUGAUGAGGAGGAGGACGAUGAAGAUGAGUACGAUACACGCCCGCAACGUCAGCAGCCUCGCGUUCCGCAGCAGCAACAACAGCAGCAGCAACAGCGUCAAGCGCAACGACUGGGUCGAGGUGGCAGCAGACCAACACGCGGAGGGGAUGGCGUAGCCUCUACAUCGAGGCGUCGUCUGGCGUAAUCGCGCCCUGCGUGCCAGAUACAUAUUCACAUUCCUCUCGAUCAAUACCAUCGUUGUUAUACACGUGCUACUUCUUCUGAGGCUACUAAGGGGCGCCAGCGAUAGCGAUAGCGAUGGAUAGGCGAAUGAUAAUUCGAGACAACCCAGCCCACGUCGCCCUGAAGCUACAUCACAAGUACGCCUUGCC
This is a messenger RNA of Jaminaea rosea, 4563 nucleotides long. RefSeq lists its product as hypothetical. The transcript is spliced from 2 exons. Bases 69 to 4376 code for a protein of 1435 amino acids. The record is from RefSeq and is a predicted model, not a curated record. NCBI's taxonomy places the organism in Eukaryota, Fungi, Basidiomycota, Exobasidiomycetes, Microstromatales.